This is a messenger RNA of Babjeviella inositovora NRRL Y-12698, 1542 nucleotides long. RefSeq lists its product as uncharacterized. Bases 1 to 1542 code for a protein of 513 amino acids. The record is from RefSeq and is a predicted model, not a curated record. Lineage: Eukaryota; Fungi; Ascomycota; Pichiomycetes; Serinales. Gene Ontology annotation, cellular component: cytoplasm; plasma membrane; cytosol. Gene Ontology annotation, biological process: ubiquitin-dependent endocytosis. Gene Ontology annotation, molecular function: protein-macromolecule adaptor activity; ubiquitin protein ligase binding. The transcript has a single exon.
AUGGUUGAGUUACAGAUCAUUCUUGACAAAAGCAGCCGGCUUACGGGCCGACAACACACUAGCGAGCCCAUUAGCGGCAGCGUCCACGUUUCCAUCGCUGAUUCUUUCUCAGUGGACUACAUCGAGGUGAGGCUCGAAGGCGUAGCCAAAACCAAAGUCAAGGUCCGUGAGAAGCACAAAAAUACCACCAGAGACAAGGUUUCGACCGAAGAGCACCGAUUAUUGUACCACACCACUGUUGUGUUUCCCCCUGCAAACAUCCGGGCUGUGUCUUCCCCAAAGACACAAUUCACGCUUACCCCGGGGAGUCGCCAGUACCCGUUUCGGUUCGUAAUUCCCCACGACAACUCCAGCGAGAUUGAUCUCGCAAAGGCGCACAAAACCUCAGGUCACAAGCCUUGCUUCUUGCCCCCGACCUUACCCCCUACCGUACUUGAGGCGAACAGGCGGGGCGAUCUGCUGGCAGAAGCAGAGAUUGUCUACUAUGUGAAGGUGGUCUGUAAACGCAAGGGCCUCUUCCAGUUAAGCGCCACGAAGGAAGUGACCUUUGACUUCUUGCCGGUAGAUAUUGACAGAGACACAGACGGCAGUUGUCUAGUUCUCGCCAAAGACCAUAUUUUCAGAGAAAAGGCGCCGUUGCUUGUCGCCGUUGACGAGCGAGAAGAGGCGUAUAAGGAGUUGCAGGCGCCCCAAACGUUUCUCUUUACAACCAUGUUUUCCUCGAACGCCAACAGGGAGCUAGCACGCGAGUACUCUCUCCACAUCAAGGACGUUGCGGUUCAGUUGCAGGUGCGGUACAUCGACAUGCCUGGAGCACGCUCCGGAUCUGCAGACAAUUUCUCCGUGUACGUCACCACUACUCUACCUCCCUCCAUGUUCAAGCUCAGCAAUGGUGAGUCUUCGGGCUUGGGACAAGUGUUUUUGAGCAAGAUGAAGAUGAUACUAACCGGGACAACGUGGGUGAAAGCAGGCGAAAGCUCCCACCAAGGGUCCACCACCUGGCCGCUUGCUUGCUUUGAGGGCUUGCACCGCUUUGAUCUUGCUGAUGCCGUGGAAUCGCCGCUUGAGCACGGGGUGUAUGAAGUGCUCGUUCCCCAUGAGUUGUACAGAGAGGUGGGAAGCCGUACGCUGUACCCUGACAUGGUGCCCAGUUUUGACGUUUGCAGCAUCAGACGAUGGUACACGUUGCAGGUGACGGCUGAGUUUAAGGCCACUGCCAACGAGACGGGCUGGUUCUUUGGCUUGAUAAGCUGGAAUAAGGUGACGUUGGACCGUCGCUUGACGCUUUGGAGCGGUCUCGGCUUGGAUGGCCUGGUUCCGAGUGAAGAGAUUGAGAUAGAGCGUAGGCCCUUCCCUGGAAGGCUCAACAAUGAGGGAUUUUCUCAGGAAAAAGGCAAGGUUGGAAAGGAGUCUCAAAGCGAGUCUCUUAUCGUGUAUGGCGAGCUGGAGUCUUGGAACUCGGAGGCUACCGAGGGGCCCGCGCCACCAGCUUACAGCACAGUUUUGGAACCUCCAGAGUCCGAUCCGGGAUCUAUGGAGUAG